AUGAUGGGCUGGGCCGCUGCGCCCGGCACUCAAGGAGCAAUCCCCCCUCCGCCUCCAGGAACCUACGCCUAUCCCAACCCUGCAUACACCCAGGUUCAAGUUCGCCAGAACUUCAGUCAGCCGUACUCUGCCCCUCCUCCAGUUUACCCAGGUGCCCCUGUUCCACCGUCCCCAUACGGUGCACAACAGGUGCCUCCUCCGCCCCCAGCUAAUCAACCCGAGCCCGCCAAAAAGAAGAUGGAAUGGCCCAUGUCGGUUCGCCAAUACGUCCAACGAUCCUUUAUUCCUGACAACCUGAUUGCCUCGGUCUCACGUAUUGAAAUGGAGCAAAAGUUGAGGGAGGUCAUUUCUGGCGCUUCCCAACGCGACGAACUGCUUACGAUGGACUGGGACAAUCUGCCUUUGCCCCAGCAGUUGGUCAUGCAGGAGCGCAUCAAGUUGCGAGAGUCACAGAAGCCUGCCCUAGGCAGCAGUCCCAGUUCAGCCAAGAAGAGAAAGUCCUUUGACGAGGACGGAAGCAAAGAUAGCAGCCCGGCUACCGCAGCUCCGUGGCACCGUGACCUAGCAAAACGUGUCAGCUACGCUGCCGAUGACAAGCGCCAAGCCAUGGACGAGCCUUUGGCCAAGAGUAAGUACACAAAGGCCAACGAGAAGCGACAAAAACGUGCCGAACGCUUUGGUGCUCCCCAGCCGUCCCCUCAGAGGUCUCCUACGCCCGAGCCUCCCGCUGGUCCUGUAAUUGGAACGUGCCAAAAAUUGGAAAAGAACUACCUGCGGUUGACUGCGCCACCCAAGCCUGAAGUUGUGCGCCCAGAACAUAUUUUGCGGCAGACCCUGGACCUCCUCAAGAAGAAGUGGAGGAAAGAGAGAAACUACUCUUACAUUUGCGACCAGUUCAAGUCCUUGCGUCAAGACCUCACUGUGCAGCGGAUCAAGAACGACUUCACUGUCGAGGUCUACGAGAUUCACGCCCGGAUCGCAUUGGAGAUGGCCGACCUUGGUGAGUAUAAUCAGUGCCAGACCCAGCUCAUGGCCCUGUACAGGCUGGGUUUGAAAGGUCAUCCCGAUGAGUUCAAGGCCUACCGUAUUUUGUAUUUCAUCUACACCGCCAACCGUUCGGACCUGAACGAUGCCCUGGCAGAUCUAACCACAGCAGAGAAAUCGGAGCCUGCCAUCAAGCACGCACUGGGCGUCCGUUCGGCCCUGGCCCUAGGCAACUACCAUCGUUUCUUCCAGCUUUACAUUGACCCCUCCCAUAUCAAGAUGGGCGCGUACCUGAUGGACAUGUUCGUCGAUCGUGAGCGUCUUGCUGCACUGUGCAAUAUGUGCAAAGCUUACAAGUCAGACGUGCAGCUUCGAUUCAUAACUGAGGAGCUCGGGUUUGAUGCCGACGGCGAUACUUAUAAGUUCCUUGUCGAUCAUGAAGCUCAGGAGCUUCUUGAAGAGCGUGAUUCCGUUGUCUACUUCUUGAUGAGCAAAGCCAACGGGCACUUCAAUGCUGCAAAAACCAAAGCCUUCGCCCGGGUUGACAUCAAAGGCCAGAUUUGA
Molecule: messenger RNA, 1548 nt
Organism: Diaporthe amygdali
Lineage: Eukaryota; Fungi; Ascomycota; Sordariomycetes; Diaporthales; Diaporthaceae
Product: sac3 ganp domain protein
Exons: 3
Coding region: 1-1548 (515 amino acids)
Cellular component (GO): nucleus
Source: RefSeq, a predicted model, not a curated record